Messenger RNA from Solenopsis invicta (red fire ant), 459 nucleotides. RefSeq lists its product as uncharacterized. The transcript has a single exon. The coding region runs from base 1 to 459 and encodes 152 amino acids. The record is from RefSeq and is a predicted model, not a curated record. NCBI's taxonomy places the organism in Eukaryota, Metazoa, Arthropoda, Insecta, Hymenoptera, Formicidae.
AUGAGGGUGUUCGGGCCGGGACCGGUGCUGGGGGUCCCUUUCUGCCUUGGCAGGGAGAGGCUUCGGGCCUGGCUGCGGAACGAGCACCUCGAGUCUUGGAAAAAUGAGCUGGGGACCAAGUGUCGGCAGGCCGGAGCUCUACUGGGGGAUACACCCAGCGAGGGCCUAGUCCGGGACAUAAGGUCCUUGAGCAGAAGGGACGCUAGGCUAGCGGUGCAAAUACUGACUGGCCAUGGAGCCCUUAAUUACCACAUGCACAGGCUGGGCCGUUCCGAUACGACUGAGUGUAGGGCCUGUGGGGAGGAAGAGGAGACAAGUCUCCACAUUCUUUGCGACUGCCCGGCCUACGCGGGGCUAAGACUAAAACUACUAGGCUCGGCUUUUCCCGAGCCAGGGCAGAUUAGUAGGCUACCUAUGAGGGACCUGAGCCUCUUCUGGAGGGAAUCGGGGCUCCCAUAG